GCAGCAGCAGCAGUAGCGUGUCCCCGCCCCUCUCCCGGGCGCCGCCGCUGGGUGCAGUGCAGCCGCCUGUCUCCGGCUGGCUCGGUGCUCCGGGGUGUCAGGCUUGCUGCUCCGGGAGUGCGGAGUGUGCGAGACAGGGGAGCAGCCGGGCGCGGGUUUCCCAUGAGGCGGAAGGAGAAGCGGCUGCUGCAGGCGGUGGGGCUGGGGCUGGCCGCCCUGCUCUUCCUGCCCAACGUGGGUCUGUGGUCUCUGUACCGGGAGCGGCAGCUGGAGAGCGCAGCCGGGGACAGCAACGGGGCUCCGGGGGAAGGGCAGUUUGCACUGAUAAGACAAAAGGAUGACUAUGCCAAAGACAAAGGCUUGGGGAAGAAAGACUGGCAUGACUAUGAGAGAAUGAGACUAGACCACGAUCAAACAGGCAAUGGAGAGCAGGGGAAACCGUUCCCGAUGACGGAUGCAGAUCGAGUGGAGCAGGCAUAUCGCGAGAAUGGAUUCAAUAUAUACGUCAGUGACAAAAUCUCACUCAACAGAUCUAUUCCAGAUAUCCGGCAUCCAAACUGCAAGAGCAAGCUGUAUUCACCCAAGCUGCCAAACACCAGCGUGAUCAUCCCCUUCCACAACGAGGGCUGGUCUUCCCUCCUGCGCACCGUGCACAGCGUCCUCAACCGCUCCCCCCCGGAGCUGAUCGCCGAGAUUGUGCUGGUGGAUGACUUCAGCGACAAAGAGCACCUGAAGAAGCGUCUAGAAGAUUACAUGGUGAAUUUCCCAAAGGUGAGAAUAGUCCGCACCAAGAAGAGAGAAGGCCUCAUUCGCACUCGCAUGCUGGGGGCCUCGGCGGCCAUUGGAGAAGUCAUCACUUUCCUAGAUUCCCACUGCGAAGCCAAUGUGAACUGGCUGCCACCACUGCUCGACCGCAUAGUGCAGAACCGCAAGACAAUUGUGUGCCCAAUGAUCGAUGUCAUUGACCAUGACAACUUCGGGUAUGAAACGCAAGCUGGCGAUGCCAUGCGAGGGGCCUUUGACUGGGAGAUGUUUUACAAGCGCAUUCCCAUCCCUUCCGAGUUACAAAUCUCUGAUCCCAGUGAGCCUUUCGAGUCUCCGGUUAUGGCUGGCGGAUUAUUUGCUGUAGACAGAAAAUGGUUCUGGGAGCUCGGAGGAUACGACCCGGGGCUGGAGAUCUGGGGAGGAGAGCAGUAUGAAAUAUCUUUCAAGGUAUGGAUGUGUGGAGGGAGAAUGGAAGAUACUCCAUGCUCCCGGGUAGGACAUAUAUACCGGAAAUAUGUGCCGUACAAGGUCCCCGCUGGUGUGAGCUUAGCGCGGAACUUGAAGCGCGUUGCUGAAGUUUGGAUGGAUGAAUAUGCAGAGUAUAUCUACCAGCGGCGGCCUGAUUACCGGCAUCUCUCACCUGGUGAUGUGGCAUCUCAGAAGGAGCUUCGUGCCAAGUUGAACUGUCAGAACUUCAAGUGGUUCAUGACCAAGGUAGCUUGGGAUUUGCCCAAACACUACCCUCCGGUGGAACCUCCUGCAGCUGCUUGGGGAGAGAUUCGGAACAAGAAGACCGGACUCUGUGUAGAUACAAAGCACGGGUCCAUGGGCUCUGAGCUACGCCUGGAAAUCUGCACCAAAGGACGUAAAGCGGACGCCUGGAGUAGUGUGCAGGUGUUCACACUGGGCUGGAGGGAAGACAUCCGCCCGGGAGACCCCCAACACACCAAGAAGUUUUGCUUUGAUGCCAUAUCUCACACCAGCCCUAUUACAUUCUUUGAUUGCCAUGGGAUGAAGGGAAACCAGCUAUGGAAAUACAGAAAGGACAAGACUAUUUACCACCCAAUCAGCAACAGCUGCAUGGACUGCAACGAGUCUGACCGCAGAUUAUUCAUGAAUAUCUGCAACCCUGCCUCAUCCACGCAGCAAUGGACUUUUGAAAAUACCAACUCCACAGUCUUAGAAGUUUUCAACAGGAACCGGGGCUUAUAGCAAUGGGAGGGGAUGAAAUAAAUAUACAUAUAUAAAUAGGAAUAUAUAUAUAUUUUAAAUCUAUAUUUUUUACCGGUGGGUGGGAUAUUGGUUUCCUUCUGGCAAGAAAAUGUAUUUGGUGUAUAGGGUUUUAAAUAAAAAAAGGGGAAAUUUUGAAUGUGUAAACGUAGGCUGAGUUAUUUUAAUGAUGCUGUAACAGAACAUCCAUGCUUUUGGCGCUGGUAUUUUUGACAGAUGUUCUAAUUAUACUCAAAGAAUGUUUGUUAUGCAAAUUGCACAAAUAGAGACGGGGGCUGUGAUGAUGUGACAGCUGAGAUUUGGUCUAUUUUAAUGUUGUUUGUUAUCGCAAGCUUGGGCAAUCUGUGGCUUCUCCAGCUAGCGUGGAGCUUGGUGUCCCAGCGGGUGAGCUGGGAGUUAUAGUUGAACAGAGGCUAAAAAGUCACAGGCUUGUCGAAGCCUACAGUAUGUUGCUGUGUGUUAUGCAGGGGCGAUGCCCAUACUGCAGAACUCCUUGGCAGGUAGACCUUAAUCGACGCACAGCGAUUCGGGCUGCCGAUGUGCUCAUUUUCAUCAAGUUUGCCCAAAAGCAUUAACUCUGUGGGCCCGAAAUGACUAGUAAUCCUUGGAUGAUAUUAAAAUAAAUAAUAAUUGGGAGACUGAUUGUUUCCGACUAAUCAGUGACUUUUCCUAAUUCCCUUAGUGGCAGUAGUCAUUAUUGAAUUAAUUCUAUCUGCGGAACUUCUAUAAGGCUUUGUGUUUUGUUUUGUUUUGUCUUUCAAUAGUUUUGCCUAUGAUGUUUAAUUUUAGGGGUGUGUUUUUUAAUUAUUAUUUUUUUUAUAAUUCACUUUUAUUUUUGAAGGAUGACCCUUCAUUUAAGGUAAAUGAGGCUCAGAGACUGAAAAAUACAGACAUUGUGGGGUUUAUGUAAUAGCCUUUGAGGUUCUAGCAAGACUGCCCAUGUAUUUAAAGCAGCAAUUAUUUAAAAGGCAACACCAACCUGGUUUGCCUUUAAAGUAUUGCCGCUUUAAAAAUACGGGCAGUCUCGCCCUGCAACUCUCAGGCUUUUACAUAAGCCCCUACAGUAUAUGAUAGAAACUUGUUACUGCUGCCAGUGUUAUCGCGGACCUGUCACCAACAUAGAGUGGACUGUGCAUGACAAUCCAAAACAUAGUUCAGCACAGAAUCUAUCAAUUUAAUGACUUUAUUACAGCAUCAUUGAAAUAACCAGCCUGCAACCCUAAGAGAACAGCAAAUGCCUAAACUUGAACUAUAUUCUAGUGCCUUGCUGGACAGGAGAACAUGGGAGUUGGGUGGAACAAAGAAAUGGUGCAAUUUGGUUUCUCUCCUUUUACCUCUCUGGGGUGAGCUAUCAAAGCGUCUUAAGAGGACAAGCGGUAGUGUUGCCAAUAGCAACCACUGAGAUUCUAGCUAUAAUUGAUCUAGUAUAUCGUAUAAACUGAUAGCUGGAAUGUGAUUGGUUGCUAUGCACAACACCUCCACUGUAGAAGGUUUGAUAGCUCUCUCCCUAUAUCCAGGACUCUAUAGUAUGAGUGAGGUUUGCUGACCUGUGAGUAAGUGUGAAGUUGCAUAUACAUGUCCUAGCUGGGUAUUACAGCCAAUGUAAAAGUUGUUAAAAAGAGGAGCCCCCUGGGAAACCCUGCCUAAAAAAAAAAAAGGAGUGAUGGUUUCGUGGACAGGUGCCACCAUCUUUGGCUUAACGAGCCAUAUAACCUCCUCUGUUCCCAAAUAUAGCCAUUCCGUCCAAGUUUCCUACACAUGGACCAGGAUGUAAUGGAGUUCAAGUUCAGCGGCCGUGCGGGAUGCUGGACGAACUGGGAUUAUUAUAAUUAUUAUUAUAUUAUUUUUUUUAAAGUGGCAAUCAUUUACAAGGCUAAACCAUGCCCCUUUAAAAAAAAAACGUCUGCGUUCACCCGGCAUCUCGCACUUCCGCUCUAUUCUUACUUCAUUACAUCCCGGUCGUGGAGUCUGUGUAACAUGCAAUACAAUUAUAAGAUGAAGUACUAAAUACAUCUAGGUACGUGCAAAAGGAAAUAUAUUGACGUUACAUUGGAUUCAUCUCGUCUUGUAUCUGUUGUCUUGAACAUUCUUCCAUCUCCCAUUAGUGAAAAUAGUGAGUAAUAGGUCACUGGCACUAAUGUUGCGUCACUCCUUGCAGCUGGUCACAAAUGACCGGCAUACUGUCAACACUUCUGAAUUCAUUGUCCAUCAGACCGUUGCUAAAACUGCUUUCCAUAGUGAUCAGUGAAUACGGUGCAUUUCAGUGCAUCAUAGGUAGAUGGUGAAGCACCAAUGGAGUAUGUAUCCAUAGUAUAGCGAACACCAGUACAUGACUGCAGGGUCAGGCCUCUAUGCACAAGUGGCCUGAUUCAGGACCUGACAUACCUGCUUCCCAUGCAGCAAAGUGCCCAUAUUCGGUACUUUGUAACUGUGCAGGAUCCAUACUGCCCGUGUGCAGUACAGAUCCUAUGUCGUCGGAAGCAGAAAGUCAAGUGAUUGACAGUCUGCAGCCAGUUGGGGGCAUCAACAGCCUCAGUUUCCCAAAACGAGUGGCGAGGCCUGGAUCUUUAAAGUCACUGAACAUUGAGAAGAUUUUUUAGUAAAAAAAAAAAAAGUCUAGAACUGCAAAUCACACACUUCAUAGACCAAUCGAUAUAUUUGUACAGUUUUGGCUCCCAGUAUUAAAGCAAGCAUACAACUUGCACACUAAAGCCAUUCGCAACCAUCAUUGGUGAAAAGUACAGCAAGAAAUGGGAUGUGGAGUAAAAGAACGAUGGUAUAUAGACAGUCAGAUAGACAACUGGGUCAAAAGAUUGACAGUUAAAUUGUCAACAUGCAAAUGUUUGACACGCUCUUUUUUGUUAUUCUAACCCUAACCCUGCCCUUGGUGCCUAACCCUAACUGUCCCCUUCCGAAGCCUAACUGUAACCCCCCGCCAAGUGCCUACCCGUCCCCUCCGGCAGCCUACCCUCUCCCAAGUGCCUAACCCCAAAAUUCUUGAAAAACUAUGUGUCAUCCUCGCUCUUUUGACCCUGUAGACCAUCUGGUGUCAACCUAUUGACUAUAUAUUUACUAUUUGGCUACCCAUGAAAUAUGCAGUUCUGUGGGCUGUCUGGCUUAUACGCCGUCCAUUACUGUUUUACAUAUUGGUACUGUGCUUUUGUAUAAUGUUGCUGUAUGUUUACCUAUUGCUGAAAUUUCUGUGUAGCAUAUGCUUAGUUUGUGUGGUUGGGAUGCUGUGUUGUCAUGUAAUGGACUUACUCUACCUCUGUCUCCAAAUCACAGCAGCCAUAUGACAUAAUGUACAUUAUCUGGUAUAGGAGCGUCAUACAGUCACAUUACAGGUUGUUAUUUUGUCAUUUUACUUAUGUUUAUCUACUUCUGUAAGACGCUCCAAGAGAGCUCUGCAGGACACAUUACACCCCUGUAGAGAAGGGGAUCUGUGCAGCUAUACUUGGGUAAUAUUAUGUACUAGUUACCAGCCCAUCAAAAUAAUGGAACAAUAUAUCAGUAAUGUCAACGCCAGUGGCUGUGCGCAUCCAAACGGAGCAACACUUGAACUGCUCUGUCAGGCGCCAUCUAGUGGCCGCCAGCGUGCAAAACACUUGAAUUCCCCCCGUAGAGGUGAGGAGCAGCUUUCGCCUUUUAUUAUAUAGGAUGGUGUCUUUACAGCUACAUAUGAGAAAUAAGUCAUGUGCAGGAUAUUACGUCACAACUGGUAAGCAAACAGGCAUCUCAUUCAUGAAACAUUCUGUAAAUACAUUGCAUUGGGUAGCUCCAAUUAAAGAAAAGUCCAAUCGUGUUUGCAAAUGAACUGUUUCGCAUAGGGUUAUUUGUCACAUACUCUUUUAUAAGUUAUUGAUUGUAUUUUAGAAGUCAGAUCAGAAAUGGGAUCUUGUGAAAUUAUCUGGCUGUCCCCUAGAACAAAUAAAGGCAGAUGAGCUGUGACAGUGUGAGUGGACUGGUGUUAGGACCACGGUAAUUGAAAGCUACUUUGUUGCAAAAUGUUUCAAGUACAUAGAGCAAAAAAUGUUACCUAGCCCGUUCAAGUAUAAAGAUAUUAACCCCAUCCCGCUCCAAGUUCUAAGUAAUUAGCGAAGCUGAGGACAGUCUGGAAUGAAAUUUAAUAUACUGUAAUUUAAUUUGACUUUACCAAGUAUGUGUAAAUAUUAUAGAAUAAUCAGGAUGCUGAUUACCUUCUCCACAUUCCUUGCCUAUGAUUUAUAUAGCAUAAGGGUAGUGACUCUGCUUUCACCCUCUUCCAUCUCUGUAGCAUUAUAUAUACUAGAGAAGCUGUCACUACUUUUGUUCUUUCUCCUGAGCCGCCAAUUCCUAAACUGAGGAGUGCCAUUGUGCUGGGUUACAAGUUAUUUUUGCCUGUAGCCUCUAAACCUUUUUAAAGAAGUAUUUCUUUUCUCUGCACAAAAAGAUGAUUUUGGUUUUAUGUGAUAAAUCUUAGAUGUGGAGAAGGCGCCGUGUAAGAUGUGUUCCUUCUGUAUUCUUCAGCAUAAAGUAAGGGUACCCUCUAUAGAGAUGCCCACAGUUUGUUUCUGGUACCAUUCAGAUCACGGUGACUUAUUAGUGACAGCAGCUGAAAUGGAUCUGAUCAGACAUUCAUGAUCCCUAUGGGAAUCGAUCUGUUAGUAUUAGUAUACACGCCACCAUUUGUUUCAUGGGCUGGCUGGACCGCAGUGCUGCUUGUAGUAUUUAUGAUCAAUCCAGUGUGUACUGACCAUGCAAUUCCCAAAGAGAUGAGUGAUCUAUUGACGCUGUGUGCACUGUGAGCCGAGGAUUGCACAUAGUUGGAGUCACAGUAGUCAGGUUUAUAGAGGUUAUGCCUUUCUCCCAAUAAAAUCAUGUAGGAAAAGGUAGUUGAUUGUAAGCGAUAUUAGUGAUCUGUCCGGCACUCAGCUACAUAUGGUAGGAUACAGCAGUCACAAUUUGUAGGACUGCGGAGUUGGGUGAUGUACAAAGCUUUGAAAAGCAAUGGCCCCAGUAGCUAACACCAUCCGCUGCACAGUUUUGACGGAGAGAGAUCUUGUGAUCCCUCUUGGGCAGCUGUAAUAUGUGUUCGUGCCCAGUACAACCUUCUCUGUUACUGCAGUGAUAAAGGAGCUUGUACUGGGGGAAAGUCAGUGCUGGAACAGCCUCCUCCCAGCAGCACUGUCCUGGCAUGACUUAAAUGAUAAAUCAGCACAUUAAUUGCUGCAAUAACAGUGAUGACAUGUUAAUUAACAUGUCAAAAGUGUGGUCAUCAGCCUCAAAAGAGGCAUAUUGCUGUUGUUUUUGGCUUAGUACUGUAAACCACCAUAAAUAAUUUUCAGGGAUUACUGAUUAGAUGAGUCUGUACUGUGUAGAUGAGUCUUUGUGCAUUACAUUUAUUGCUCAUGACUGUAAAGUGACCAUCCGAUUCAUUUAUUCAUGGUGAACAUCUGCAAAGUUACACACUACUGUCACCAUGGAAAACUUUUUACUGUCUUUUUUUAGUUGUGCAGAAUCUGUACUUUAAAUUGUCAUAUUAUUUGUUUAAUUGUGUAACUACAAUCAGACUGACCAGAAUCACCUGUACAGUAUUAAUGUUGCAGUGAUCUGACAUUCGCUCUUCCUCUUUGCCUCUGGAAGAUAAAUUAAUGAGUAUUUGUGUGUUGAAAAAAAAUAAUUGCGCAAACAGUUUAGAAGUCUCUGAAUACAACUAACAGUUGUGUAUCUGGGCCUGACACCUCUUGGGAAGCUUCAGCUGUGGGUGAGUCACAGACAUCCUAAGUCCCUUUGGAAAUGGGAAAGUUAUGUUUACCAUAGCUGGAUACACACCUGACCGUCACGCGCCGACUGAGCAGCCGAUCGGCCACUCGGGGGGUACACACCCAACAACAGGCUCAUGAUAUAGCAGCCGUUUGCUCGAAUGGCCGAUAUAUCACCUGCUGUGUGUACCCAGCUUUACUCUCAUAAGUCUAAUUCGGUGAGGGGUAGGGGGGUGGUAAUUGCAGCACUUUAACCUUUAGUGGUGGGAAUAAUCCUUGAUGACUUUUAUGACAUAAUGCAUUGCUAGGUUUUUAAAGGCUGAAAAUAUACUUAUUUUAUAAUGUAUUUAAAUGAAAUAAAUUUUACAAGAUUUCUUUCUUAA
Pseudophryne corroboree (corroboree frog) is the source of this 8119-nucleotide messenger RNA. It is a transcript of the gene GALNT10, whose product is annotated as polypeptide N-acetylgalactosaminyltransferase 10. The transcript has 12 exons. Gene Ontology annotation, cellular component: Golgi apparatus. Bases 163 to 1977 code for a protein of 604 amino acids. Gene Ontology annotation, biological process: protein O-linked glycosylation. The record is from RefSeq and is a predicted model, not a curated record. Gene Ontology annotation, molecular function: polypeptide N-acetylgalactosaminyltransferase activity. Lineage: Eukaryota; Metazoa; Chordata; Amphibia; Anura; Myobatrachidae.